AUGGCCGUAGGAUAUUCUUAUUUUGAGUUCGACGAUCGGGAGAAGCAACGCUGCGAUACGAUGCUACGGUCACUGAUUGCUCAAUUAUCACUGCAAGGCCGUGAAGCUCACAAACCAUUGGACAAAUUGUACUCAGAUUGUGGCAGAGGUGCACCAGAACCAUCAUCGCCUAUGCUAUUGAACACCCUCAGAAACACUGUGAAAAGCUUCACGGACGUUUUCAUCAGUCUCGAUGGGUUGGAUGAAUGCAAGGAAAGUGACGAUCUGGCAACGAAUAUUGGCGAAAUGGCUGGGUGGGACAUUGUGGGCCUGCAUACGCUGGUCACAAGCUGGCAGGAGAAAGACAUAGAAGAAUUACUGUCUAUAGUCCUUGAUGAUAAGUACAAAGUCUCUUUGCAAUCUCUCCCAAAAGAUCUACAUGAUACGUACGCACAAACACUGAAAGCCAUCGACAGUGAAGGGUAUGGUGAGCAUAUUGCGAAGAUCGUGCAGUGGCUGGCGUAUUCAACGCGGCGUAUCUCCCUCACGGAAAUCGCUUCAUAG
Messenger RNA from Letharia lupina, 543 nucleotides. RefSeq lists its product as uncharacterized. The coding region runs from base 1 to 543 and encodes 180 amino acids. The record is from RefSeq and is a predicted model, not a curated record. The transcript is spliced from 2 exons. Lineage: Eukaryota; Fungi; Ascomycota; Lecanoromycetes; Lecanorales; Parmeliaceae.